AUGGCGGAAGGUAUUAAAGAAGCAAGGAAAAGAGGAGGUCGUUAUUGUGUCGCUGGAGCGCCAAAUGAUGUUAGUUGUACUAACUCGACAUUCACAAAUGGAAUACGGAUGCAUCAGUUCCCAGCUAAUCCGGUCGUAAGACGCCAACAGGUUAAAUUUUUACAGCGCCAUCGGCAUGACUUUUGCGAACCACUGAGCAAAUACACCUCACUUUGCUCAGCACAUUUCGAGUCAAGUUGCUACGAAAGGAAAUAUAUUGGCCUGCUCAUUUCGGAAAGCAAAAUGCAGUUUAUCUUGCGCAAAGGUGCUGUCCCAACCAUCGACUCUGUAUUGUCGGAAAGAGAAGAAAUCCUUAUACUGAACGCGAUAAAAGACAGGUAAGUCUAGUAUAUAGUUUGUGAAUUAAUAGUUAUUUUGUGCGUAGAUACAUGCAUAUGGGCCGCGACAAAAGACAGGUAAUUCUAGUAUAUAGUUCGUGAAUUAAUAGUUAUUUUGUGCGUAGAUCAGGGGCGGAUCCAGACCGAUGCCAACGAUGCGAAUGCAUCGGUCAAAAUCAUAGGCUGCCCAAAAGUGCGUGUUGAAAUUUUUACCCUCGCGCGUGGCGCUCGGUCAUGCAUCGUGUCUACUCAGUUUAUUAUUAUGUCAUAAUAAUAAAGGAUAAUAAACUGAGUAGACUCGAUGAAUGCCCGAGCGCCACGCGCGAGGGUAAAAAUUUCAACACGCACUUUUGGGCAGCCUAUGGUCAAAAUUGAGAAAUCAUGUUGCUUGAAAUAAUAUGUCGUCAAUACUUAGUCAAGCACUCAGUAAUAGAAUAUCUUUGAAUCUCUCCAGCUAUCAAACCGCAACUAUUUGCUUAAACUUGACUCCAUGUGACUGUCCAUGUCGGGAAUACACUAUUUAGGAUGAAAUCCAAUUUAAAUUGUCUCAAUAACAGUCGAAAUUGUCAAAAUAAGUCCAAUAUGCGACGUGCGAUCGCAAAAGUAUUUUCUGUUGUUUACUUUUUAUUUUGCGACACUUAAGCGUGAAUAAUUUCGCGACAAAAUAUAAUAUUUUUUACCGCAUCCUUUGACGUCACAAUAGAAAGCUGAUGCAUCACCUACGUCACGGUAGAUUUUGUUUGCAUCGAUUUUCAGCCAUUUUGCAUCAGUAAAUGCAUCGGUCCCGAGUCCUUUUCCGCGUAAAAUCUACUGUGACAUCAUCAAAUCUAUUGUUUUAGAGCCCUACGUCACGGUAGAUUAGUCCGCUGAGCGAUGCAUCGCAUGCAGAUUGCGGGCGCUCGCAUCAGUUCACUGAUGCAAAUUUCAAAAUCAAAAUCUACUGUGACGUAACGAGGCAUUCGAUUCAAGUCAUGGCGGCAAGGAUAUGCAAACACUAUAUGCAAAUGAACAAAAUUCAACAAAUAAUGCGAAGAAAUAUCCCUCGAAUAUGAUGGAGAGCAAUUAAGUUACAGUCGAAUUAAUUACCGAGGUUUGGAAUGAAUUUGAUCUUUCAACUGAGCAGUGAGCACAAGAAUUGAAGUAUAUUUAUACUGUGAGAAUGUGAGAUGCCCACUACGGCCACUAGGGCUCUAAAGUAAGUGGAAUUUAUGUAUAUUUUACAUUGUAGUACAUUGUUAAUUGUUCAGUUCAAUGUAGAUUUGUAUGUAUUAACAUAAUAAUUCAAGUUUGUGUCUAUUUGAUACUGCUGUUCAUACCAGGAGGGGGGGGUUGUUGGGGGGGGGGAUGAGGUAGUUUGACAUUUUAGACAUUUUACAGUCUUUACAGAGAUUUGUUUGUCUGGAGGCAAACCAGCCCCAUUACCAAACUUGACAGCUUGCUUUACUGAGGCAAAUUUCAUCUCUGUUUACAUGGGAUUUAUAUAACCUGUGCCCAUGCAGACCUUCAUUUUUCUCACAGCUGGCAGGCAAAGAAAAAUGAAGACCUGAUAAAGUCACAUGUUAUUAAAUGUUUGUGUCCUACAACUGCUUUUAUGGUUGUAACUCUGAUUGCCGACUACUUCUAGCAUUGCCAUAUUUAAUGUAUUUUUUUGAUAUUUUGGUUAGUGCUAUAUAUAAUUAAAUAAUGAUAGAUUAAAUAGUGAUUGUAACUAUAUGUAGCUUGUUGUUAAAUUAUGUGAAAUAAUUUGACAUUUCGCCUGGCACAUUUUGAUUGGAUACCGGUACUAAAAAUAAAACUUUGGUGUGGGUCAAGACUUGCAUCAGGCUCUGUACAGUAUGUAAUUACAAUGCAUAAUAAUAUUGCAGGUUAAUUAACCCAUUGAGUCCCAUUGCACCCUGAUGCACCCUACUUUAGUAUUUUACUCUGUCUAACGCCAGACGAUUUUACUCGUCAAGGGGAGAGCGCUGGCGCUUAAUGGGUUAAUGAGCUGGAUUUCUAAUAGUGAUGCAAUAUUGGUUAGAAAACAUUACAUUUCAUUUUAUAUGGAAAUGAGCUGGCGUGCCUCAUGACAAGAGUAUAAUUGCUUUGCAUUGCCUGAGUUAUUGGGCAAUUAAUGUACACUGGAUAUUUUGCAAACAAAGAUCAUUACCUGGGCUUGCUCGCCUACCAUAGUUUGGUACAUAUGCUUUGUCGGUGCAAAUAUAAUUUGAUAUUUAAGCUGUAUAUGUCAUUCUGUUGACAAAUUUUAAUCUUAGAAUGAUAAAAUGAUGGACGUUAUAAAUACUGUAUAUAACUGCAUGUAACUGGUGUAUAUAGGUUAUAAUUAUGAAAUUUGCUCACAAAAGUGGUAUAGAUUUAAUUAAAUUAUAUAUAUUUGUAGUGCUUAAUUCUCUCAAUACUAUGUUUUGGAUAGCCAGCAUGGCUCUCUGAGGAUUACCAUUGAUAAGUGUACGGAUAUAUUUGACGAAGAUGUGCAUUUAUAUAGUAACACAGGGAAAAUAUUGAUCAAUACUACUGCGCAGCCUUUCUACAUUGACAUCAUCUUAAAAGAGUACUAUAUUAAUAUAUUAGUUGAAAGGCAGGCAAAAGGGGACUGAUAGAAGACAUCUGAUGAUUCAAUUAUGUCAUCAUAUAUUGUUUAUCAUUGUACAGUUUGGUAGGUUCAUUUGACAAACAAUUUUCAACUAAGAUAGUUCAUUAAAUCAAUUUACACACAGUAUCACUAUAUAUAUAUAUAUCUAUUGAUUUAAAGUUUGGGGUCAUGUGUACCUAUAGUUAUACUUAUAGAAUUUUAAAACUCAGUGCUUGUUGUGUGUUAGUUUUACUGGUUUCCUGGUGACAGGGCAAUAUUCUCAGUAAUUUAGAGUGUGGGCUAGUCACCAUGCAAAUAUGCAAUUCACAUCAAAGGCAUCUAUUGCUAGGGGUGAAUAAAGUUGACAUACUGAUGCCAACAACACUGUCCAUACAGAGUAAGGUUAGCAGCAUAAGACAGAGUUGUAUAUAAAUAAGUUUACCAACUAGAGCACAAAAUACCUUUAUGCACCAUUCUAAUGCUAAAAAAUUUACUCAUGGAACAUUGCAAAUUAGUGGAAAUGAAUAAGCCUCAGGGAAGGUGGUUAAGAAACCUAAUAACAUUGUCUUUUAAGUCCAACAUUGCAACUAGUGGAUCACACUGUAUACACCUUUGUUACACGUAUGUGUGUAUUUGCGUUGUCGUGAUUUUUUGCCGAAAUGUUUUUCAAUAGAAAAGUUAAGGCUACAAGAAGCACAGUAGUAAGUACUGACUAUUUUUUAAUAGAGACUUAUGCACCGCUGCUGCUAUUACAAUUGUACAAGCAAAUAUUUUUUCUUAUAUGGAAAAAUUAUGGUGUUUUUGCAAUAUAUAGGUUCAAGUUUUUUACGUGCUUUCCAAAAAUGCAGCAAAUAAAUUUGUGACUCUGAUGUAUGAAUUGGAACAAAAGAGUUUGCUCAGAACGCAGGAAAUCGCAUUUCCGAGGUUCUAGAUUUCAAAAUUUCCCGGGGGAGGAUACCCCCCGACCCCCCGACAAAUGCGAGUUCUUAUGUAUGCAUCAGUCAGUUCAGGAGCUGGAUCCAUCCCUGGCGUAGAUACAUGUAUAUGGGCAAUGCAAUGGGCAUGAAUCGCAUUUAUAUGAUAAUUUGAUAUUCAAAUAGGAUUUGGCAAAUAUGCAUAUAUCAACAUAUUUUAAUACUAACAUACCGACACCGUUUUAUCAAACGAGAAUUUCAGACUGGUUUAAUUUUGCUUUAUUGUAGUUUCAUCAUCGUUUAUAUAGACAUAGUUUUUGUAAAUAAACAAAAAAUUUAGACUAUAUAAAACACUAUACUGUAAACCAAUUAUUCGACGAACUGAUAUGUAAAUUACAAUUGACAUAUAGUCAAGACUUUGGCGUUUUUAUGUAGUACAAACGAGAUGCUUUGUCUUUGGCUGAACUAGCAAAGAAGAAAGUAAAGAAAUCUGUAGAACCAGCAGUCGAAUCAUCUGUAGAACCAGCAGUCCAAUCAUCUUUAGAACCAGUAGUCGAGUGCCCUUUGCCCUCCCAGGAAACAGAAGCAUGUCAACAAAUGCCCCAGGAAGAUUUGGAAACAACAGAGGUAGCACCAGAAACCUUUGGCUCUGCAGACGAAAGCAUGUCACCAUCCACAUCCACUUUGAUCCAGGCUACAUCCACACCACUUACCAGUAUAUGCAGUCCUAAUUGUCCCUGCAAAUUGAAAUUGGCAAGUGCAAAUAGAACUAAGCAUCGUUUGAAAAGAAAAGUCGACGAACUAAAACAAACUGUGAAGAUGUUGAAAACUCAGGUAACAGCAUGUACCAAGAUUUUCAUUAUAUGUAUACAGUAUGCACAGGAUUAAAACCCCUAUUAGUUUGUAUAUACCUGUGUGCUGGUACCAUAAUUUCUGUAUUAAGGGGGCUUAUUUUUUCCAAGCAUCAUUGAGGGUGGGGGGAUUAGAGAGGGGGCUUAUACGAGAGGGGCUAUACAUGUACAGAAAUUAUGGUACUGGCUACACAUGUAAUAAUUAGAACCAACUCAAGGAAUAUUUUUUAUUUUUAACAGCAGGAAAAUGAGUGGGAUGAAAUUCAGUUGUGUGACGAGAAGCUUAAUGGAAAACAAUCGUCAGAAUAUGUAUGGACAACACUCCUGAUUCAGAUCAAGAAAGUGAACAUUGCUUGGAUGAUGAUGAUUUUUGCUAUGAGAGUGAUAUUGUUGGAGAUGAAACUGAGGAUUCUGAUGAAUCAGAUGAGGGAAAGAAUGAAAGCAAUGUCAAGUAAGAAUUUCAACAAAAAUAGGCCACAUUAACCCAUAGCUGGCAAUGCACCCAAAUGUACCUUGCUUUAGUAAUACUCUGUCUAACACCAGGGAUUUUAUUUGUUAGUGGUAGAUUACUGCUAGUAAAUAGGUUUAUAAAAUUGCAGCAGUGUUGUCUUGUUGGAUCUAGCAACUAAUAUAAGCUUUUUUAAGGGCUGCUGGGUGAGCAGAAGAGUGCACAUGCUUCCAUGGAUGUGCACCUACUGUAAUUAAUUGAUUAAUUAGUUAAAAACUCUAAUUUAAAUUUAUGUGGUUUUUUAGGGUUGAUCCUAAUACUCCAGCAUAUGACGAACCCAAGUUUAUUGUUUUCUACACUAUGCUUAUUUUUCCCCUUUUUUGUUUCAACUGUAAAGAAGGAAAGCCUCAAGUGAUGGUAAAGCAGAAUGGGACCAUG
Molecule: messenger RNA, 5600 nt
Organism: Paramuricea clavata
Lineage: Eukaryota; Metazoa; Cnidaria; Anthozoa; Malacalcyonacea; Plexauridae
Source: the annotation of a GenBank genome assembly